GAUCUUGCCGGUGGAGUUUAGAAAAAUUAACAGAAUAUUUGCUAAAAAAGAAGAUUAAUAAGAACCCAAAAGUGAGAAAAAGUAAAUGGCAUAUGCAUCCAUUGAAUGAUGAGCAAAAACUUUAUGCUGCAACAGAUGCUUAUGUUUCCUGGCUCUUACAUAUAACUAUACAAAAACAGGCAGAUUCAAAAGAGAUACAGAAUAAAGAACAUUGACAUUGUCCCGCUAUGUCUACAAAAAUAGUUAAAGUUUUGUGGGCAGGUAGAUUAAGUUACAGUUCUGGACUUAAGCUACAAAUGAUAUUAUCUAAUCAACACCACCAAAAGCUGGCAAAUGAUAAUUGCAAUACAUUGAUAUUGCUUGAGCAUGAUCCAGUAUAUACAGUUGGAAUUAGAGAUAAAGAAUAUACAGUAAAAGAUGAAGAGAGAUUAAAAAGUUUAGGUGCAGAAUUUUUCAGAACUAAUCGAGGUGGCCUUAUAACUUUUCAUGGACCUGGACAAUUAGUGGCAUAUCCCAUAUUAAAUUUAAAGCAAUUUAAAACCAGCAUUAAAUGGUAUGUCUGCCAAAUAGAGAAAAUGAUUAUUCGCUUAUGUGCAGAAUAUGGCAUUAAAGGUGAAACGUCCCCAAACACCGGUGUAUGGGUAAAUGACAAAAAAAUUUGUGCCAUUGGUGUUCAUGGAAGUCGUUAUAUAACGACACAUGGUUUGGCUCUAAAUUGUAAUACAGACUUAAGUUGGUUUAAUCAUAUCGUACCUUGCGGUGUCGAAGGAAAAGGUGUAACAAGUAUUAGUCAAGAGCUUAAUGCAAAUUUAACUAUUCAAGAUGUGCUACCACUGUUUCAGAAUGCUUUUAAAGAUCAGUUUCAAUGUACAUUAAUUGAAUACUCGGUAGAAGAAUCUUAUCAAUUGUUCAAGCUUCUUAACGAGGAUAAGUGUGUGCAAAAGACUUGAAAAAAAUAGAAUGUAUUAAUUUUAAUAAAUUUGUAUAUUUUUAAUGUUUUAUA
Molecule: messenger RNA, 1003 nt
Organism: Frieseomelitta varia
Lineage: Eukaryota; Metazoa; Arthropoda; Insecta; Hymenoptera; Apidae
Gene: Lipt2
Product: putative lipoyltransferase 2, mitochondrial
Exons: 3
Coding region: 228-950 (240 amino acids)
Biological process (GO): nucleobase-containing compound metabolic process; protein lipoylation
Cellular component (GO): mitochondrion
Molecular function (GO): nucleic acid binding; lipoyl(octanoyl) transferase activity; 3'-5' exonuclease activity
Source: RefSeq, a predicted model, not a curated record